Auanema sp. JU1783 is the source of this 2751-nucleotide messenger RNA. Lineage: Eukaryota; Metazoa; Nematoda; Chromadorea; Rhabditida; Rhabditidae. The record is from the annotation of a GenBank genome assembly.
AUGCGGCUUUGGACGCAAAAAUAUCAAGCGCACUUAGAGAAAUAUUGUUAUAAACUGGGAUUGUCUAUCGGACAUAACCCUUGGAAGUAUAUAAUUGGAAUUCUUCUGUUUACUGCACUUUCAUGUGUUGGAUUUUUACGUUUUCAUCAAAUUAACAAUGCCAGAGUAACAUUCACGGCUUCGGAUUCUCGAUCGCAUGUGGAAGGAGCGGUUAUGGAGAAGUUCCUUCGACAGAAUGGAAGUUUGCACAUGGUUGAAGUUAUGAUCAAAUCUUCUGACAAUGGAUCUUUGCUAAGAGAUGAGUUCCGUCAUCAGCUAUGGCAGUUAGUAUCAGAGAUAGCAAAUGAUAUUAAAGGACAUGACAGUACUAAUGGAUUUUUGUCUUACAAGAACAUGUGUGAACCUUACUGUCAGAAGAACGAUCCCUUCUAUGCUUUCAUAAAGCUUUACGAAAAUAAUAUCACAGACUUAGAGCUUACUUAUCCUGCUUUGGAUAUAAUGGGAAAACAGUUGUUCAUUGCCAACAACAUAUAUGGUGUGACGUUUGUUAAUGGAUCGUCCAAAGUCAUUGAAGGUUUCAAUACUGUAAUCUUGAGAUAUUACAUGGUUCAUAGUGAAAUGAAACCGAUGCUCGAAUGGGAAUCUGGGCUUCUUCGCUUACUGUAUGAGUCCAACAAGUAUCCUUAUUUGAGAGGAGGAGCUGCUUCUGACAAUAUUGUCUCAAAGGAAGUCAAAGCCAUGGGGACGAGAACAGCUCCUUUGCUUUCUAUUUCAUUAGUGCUUCUGAUGGUUUUCCUAGUAGUAUGCUCAUUCCGUCAUCGAAGACAAGAAUCUAAACCUUGGGAAGCAUUACUGGGAGGAGCUAUUCCUGUACUUGCUGGAUUGACAACGGUCGGCUUGGUUUCGGCUUCUGGUCUUGCUUUUCAAUCAAUUGUUGUCAGCUCACUCUUCUUGAUAUUAGCUAUAGGAAUCGAUGACGUAUUCAUUAUGUUGUCCGCCUGGCAUAGAACUGACAGGACUUUGGAUAUUCCUCAUAGAGUUGCUGAUAUGGUUAAAGAAUCUGGAUGCUCCAUGACUGUCACUUCAAUCACAAACGUUGUCUCAUUUGGUAAUGGUGUCCUUUCUUCAACACCUGUCCUUCAGACUUUCGCUAUCUAUUCAACAGUAGCUAGUAUAGCGUGUUUUGUUUAUCAGCUCGUUCUCUUCCCGGCUAUCAUGACAUUAACAGCACCAAACGAAUACAAAAAGAUUGAUGACGUCAAUAAAUCAUGUCUACCAGAUGAAAUCGGGUUCAUAAAACCUUUAGGAGUUUUCCAUGAUAAGGUCUGGAGAAAGCUUGCUAGGGUUGUAACUCAUCCUCUCACUGCAGUACUUACGAUCGCUGUUCUGAUCUGCUAUUGGGCUACAGCUGUAUAUGGGAUUUCAAUCGUUAAAGUAGAUUUGGCAGUUCAACAUUUAGCUCCUAAAGAGGCCAAAAUUGCUCAAUUCAAAACGGAGUACGAUCAAGCUAUUAAGGGUAUGCAAACUGUUGCCACGGUGGUUACACAACCCGGUGAUUUGAGAAAUAAAACUCAUUUUUCUAAAAUCGAACAACUUCUGUACUCAUUCGAGCAUACUAGCUACAGUUAUGGUAAUGAUUCGACCUUUUGCUUCCUAAGACCAUAUUUGGAGUUCUUGAACUUUUAUGAAGCUGAUGAAGACGAUUCACCAGUUGUUUUCACCUACGCUGCUAUGGAAAGUUUCUUGCGGAUAGAUCCUUACUGGGCCCCAACAUUACAUAUCAAUAUGACGGCAUGUAAACAGAAUGAACCUUCAUGCAUUGAAGCUUUCCUCUUCACGACAGGUUUUACUACUCUCUCCAGCUAUAAUGAAAUGUAUCCCCUUCUGGAAGAAUGGAGAGCAAUUAGUGACAAAUAUCCUGAGCUGGGUGUGUAUUCAUACUCUGAAAGAAGUAAUUUUGCUGAUCAGACUGCUGCCUUAACGGGGGUUAUCUGGGAUACUCUCCUGUCUGAAGUUAUAUGCAUGGGCCUCUCAUAUAUCGUUCUUGUGCCUGACACUGAUUCUAUCAUUGCAUCCAUGUUUGCGCUACUAUCUGUUAACAUGGGAGUGUUUGGCUUCUUGUCACUCUGGGGAGUAGGUGUAGAUCCUGUAUCUAUGGCUGCUCUUUUGAUGAGUAUCGGAUUUUCUGUGGAUAUAUCAGCUCAUAUAAGUUACCACUAUUAUACAGUUAAAGCUCCGACAGCUCGUGAAAGAUUAGAAGAUGCAUUCUUGAACAUUGGAUGGCCUACCGUACAAGGUGGUAUGAGUACAUUAGCUGCAAUGUUGCCUAUUAUAGUAAUUCCCAACUAUUUACUCAUGACUUUCCUUAAGGCUGUUGCCUUGGUGAUUGUGUUUGGUUUGUUACACGGACUCAUCGUCCUACCGGUAUUCUUAUCUCUUAUCGAUAUUUUGAUGAAAUCAAUUGGGAGGAAUCGAAUCGUCCCAGAACCUGUUGAAUAUCCUUCAAACAGCACUUCAUGUGAUAGUCUGCCUCAAAAUUUGGAGCCACAUCGCAUAUCGAUUAAGAGUUUUACCAAUUAUAUUUCCAAAACUGGGCUUACUCAAGUCUAUAUGACCAUUGGCGUUCAGUUCAACGUUAUCCUACCAUGUGCCAGUGCAUACAACUCGGGACUUCUAACUCGUCUCGAAAUCAUCAGUACUACAAACCAACUUUGGGUUUUGCUUGCUCUGUUCACAAGUAACCGACUAUGA